Molecule: messenger RNA, 1773 nt
Organism: Didymodactylos carnosus
Lineage: Eukaryota; Metazoa; Rotifera; Eurotatoria; Philodinida; Philodinidae
Source: the annotation of a GenBank genome assembly
AUGAUAUUCAGACGUCGUGGCCUAUUAAAAUAUUUAUUUUUGAUUCCAGCCUUAUGGUUAAUAGCCGUUGUUCUAUUUAGUCUAAGAAGCAGUACACAAGUACAACCAGACGUGAAUACUGAUCAAGGUGAAUUGAUAUUGAAAACAGAUCAAAAUAAAGAGUCAUCUACGCCAACACUAAUAAAUUCCAAAUCAUCGAAGGAUAAUGAAGAGGCUCUAGGAGUACAUGAAAAAGAAAAGUUAGCAAAAAACAAACAUCCAGAUGAAGAUCAUCCACAAGAAGAACGUGACAAAGCACGUGCUCAAGCAAAAGAGAUGAAGGGACAGGUACAAUUAAUGCCGCCGGAUAAAAAAGAAAAUCUAAAAGAGUCUCCCGGAGAAAUGGGUAAUGCAGUGAAUAUUGAUAAAGAUAAGUUAACACGUGAAGAAAGAGUAAAAUUUGACGCAGGAUGGAAAAAUAAUGCAUUUAAUCAAUAUAUUAGUGACAUGAUACGAUUAAGACGAAGUUUAGCGGAUAUUAGAGAUCCAGAGUGUAAAAAAAUGGAAUUACAUCCAAAUUUAACAGAUGCAUCUGUUAUAAUUAUUUUUCAUAAUGAAGCAAGAUCAGCCCUAUUACGUACAGUCUAUUCUGUGCUAGAUCGAUCACCAUCUCCUUUAUUGCAUGAAGUUAUACUUGUUGAUGAUUAUUCCGAUAAAGAACAUUUGAAGCUCGAAUUAGAAGAUGACAUCAAAGAUUUGAAAAAAGUCCGUUUGUUGCGUACAUCAAAACGUGAAGGUUUAAUACGUGCACGAUUGAAAGGUGCAGUAGCAGCUAAAGGAAAAGUGUUAAUAUUCCUUGAUUCUCAUUGUGAAUGUACUGAAGGAUGGCUCGAACCAUUGUUAGAUCCAAUAGCACGAAAUCCUAAAGUUGCUGUUGUACCAAUUAUAGAAAUAAUCGACGAUAAUACAUUCCAUUUAGUCAGUACACCGAUACAAAAUAUUCAAGUCGGAGGAUUUGAUUGGAAUUUAAUUUUUAACUGGCAUGUGACACCUGAUCGAGAAAUGAAAAGAAGAACAAAAAAAACUGAUCCUAUCAGAAGUCCUACAAUGGCAGGGGGAUUAUUUGCGAUCGAUCGUGAUUGGUUUGAUCAGCUAGGAAUGUAUGAUCCUGGAAUGGACAUUUGGGGUGGGGAAAACUUAGAAUUGAGUUUUAAAGUUUGGACUUGUGGUGGAGAGUUACUAUGUGCUCCUUGUUCUCACAUUGGUCAUAUUUUUCGAAAACGUUCACCUUACGAAUGGCCCAAAGAUGUUAAUGUUGUCAAAAAAAAUACUGUUCGUUUAGCUGAAGUAUGGUUAGAUGACUAUAAAAAAUAUUAUUAUGAAAGGAUAAACAAUGAUUUGGGCAACUAUGGUGAUGUGUCGGAUCGUUUAAAAAUUCGUGAACGUCUUCAAUGUAAACCAUUUAAAUGGUAUUUAGACAACGUUUAUCCCGAACAGUUUAUUCCUGGUGAAUCAUUAUUUUUUGGAGAAAUUCGUAAUCGUGGUAACAAGGAAGUAUGUCUGGAUUCUCAAGAAGUUGAGGAGAGUGAUAAACCCGUUAUUGGUUAUCCAUGUCACGGUCAAGCUGGUAAUCAAUUUUUUCUAAUGAGUAAAAUAAAUGAGAUACGUCGUGAAGAAAAAUGUUUGGAUUACUCGGGCGGUGAACAGCAAUUGAAUCAGCCAAAUAAACUCGUUUCUUUUUCAUGUCACAGUAUGCGAGGAAAUCAAUUAUGGGAUUAUGAAGCAAGUUCUUGA